Molecule: messenger RNA, 1829 nt
Organism: Andrographis paniculata
Lineage: Eukaryota; Viridiplantae; Streptophyta; Magnoliopsida; Lamiales; Acanthaceae
Product: serine/threonine-protein kinase SRK2E
Exons: 9
Coding region: 611-1690 (359 amino acids)
Biological process (GO): intracellular signal transduction; protein phosphorylation
Cellular component (GO): nucleus
Molecular function (GO): ATP binding; protein serine/threonine kinase activity
Source: RefSeq, a predicted model, not a curated record
CGAUUGACGAGACGAGAAUUAUCGAUCAUCUGCUCUGUUGCUGCGGUCUGCUGCUCUGGCAAAGUCCAAUUAUGGAAAGAUCCCAUCCCACCCCCAUCCAUGUUGCUUCAGGCUUGGGAAAACCCCACCCCACCCACCUCCUUUCGGAAAGAAUCCAUGGCCAUGUGUCAGUCAAUUUUCAAUUCCGCAGAGCCUGCAGCUUCGAUUCACGAGCGCACCGUCCUACUCAAUUUCUCUCUCUGUCGCUCGCAAUAAAGUAAUCACAGUGAGAGAGGGUUGGGUGGGAGUGAGUGAGUGACGCCACGGACGCCAUUUUUGCUAUUUCUGUGCAGUCUGCAGCCGCAAAUUGAAUGCCAAAUAAUUGGUGGGUGACGUGUUGUUUGUGGUGAUGAGGAGGUAGGGUGGGUGGGUGGUGGUUUCAUCGCGGUGGUGGUUUCUUCACGGGCGCCCAAUCCCCCAAUUCAAUCCAUGUUUGGUUUGUUGGAUUCCACCGAACCUCUGGUCAGGAUGGGAGCUGCUUGAAGUUGAGCUUGAUUGAUUGGUUGAGGGGUUCCAGGGCUUCCUUCCUUCCUCCUUUCCUUGUAUUUUGGGGAUUUCGAGUUUGCUGCUCAUGGAUCGAUCGGCGGGCAUGGAUUUGCCGAUCAUGCACGACAGCGAUCGGUAUGAGCUCGUUAAGGACAUUGGCUCCGGCAAUUUUGGGGUUGCUCGUCUCAUGAGAGAUCGCCAGACCAAUGAACUCGUUGCUGUUAAGUACAUCGAGAGGGGCGAGAAGAUUGACGAGAACGUGCAGCGCGAAAUCAUUAACCACAGAUCGCUCCGCCAUCCGAACAUUGUCAGAUUUAAGGAGGUUAUACUUACGCCGACGCAUUUAGCGAUCGUGAUGGAAUACGCAUCCGGUGGAGAGCUUUUCGAACGGAUUUGCAAUGCAGGGCGAUUCAGCGAGGAUGAGGCAAGGUUUUUCUUCCAGCAGCUCAUUUCGGGGGUCAGCUACUGUCAUGCGAUGCAAAUCUGCCACCGGGAUUUGAAACUGGAGAACACAUUGUUGGAUGGAAGCCCCGCGCCCCGUCUUAAAAUUUGCGACUUCGGGUACUCUAAGUCUUCGGUGCUUCACUCACAACCAAAGUCGACAGUCGGUACGCCUGCAUAUAUCGCCCCGGAAGUGUUGCUUAAGAAGGAAUACGACGGGAAGAUCGCCGACGUUUGGUCCUGCGGAGUAACGCUAUACGUAAUGUUGGUCGGGGCGUAUCCCUUCGAGGAUCCGGAAGAGCCCAAAAACUUCCGGAAAACGAUCCAGCGAAUCCUGAACGUCCAAUACUCGAUCCCCGAUUACGUCCACAUAUCCCCGGAGUGUCGUCACUUGAUUUCCCGUAUAUUCGUUGCUGACCCGGCAAAGAGAAUAACGAUCCCGGAAAUAAAGAUCCACGAGUGGUUCAAAAAGAACCUUCCGGCGGAUCUGAUGGACGAGAGCAGCGCCAACAGCCAAUUCGAAGAGCCGGCGGACCAGCCGAUGCAGAGCGACGAGGAGAUAAUGCAGAUAAUAACGGAGGCGACGAUCCCGCCGGCGGGAUCGAACAGUCAUAACCAGUGCCUGACGGGGAGUCUUGACAUCGACGACGACAUGGACGAGGACUUGGAGAGUGAUCCGGAGCUCGACAUGGACAGCAGCGGAGAGAUAGUCUACGCCAUGUGAACAACAACACGGCCGUGUUGGUACGUUGCUCCCCUCCCGUGUUGUUUGUUCGAUUUCGAUUUGCAUUAGAGAACACAGCAUGAAAAUGUAAUUUGAUGAUCACUUAAGGUUAUUUAUAAUUUAAGUGUGUGUUGUGUUU